This is a messenger RNA of Suillus discolor, 675 nucleotides long. RefSeq lists its product as uncharacterized. The record is from RefSeq and is a predicted model, not a curated record. The transcript has 3 exons. Lineage: Eukaryota; Fungi; Basidiomycota; Agaricomycetes; Boletales; Suillaceae. The coding region runs from base 1 to 675 and encodes 224 amino acids.
AUGUUGAAUACAGUGGAGCUAAAGCCUGAUGCCUUCAAGCUGUGGCUGCCAUCGGAACUCCAACCUAUGACAGUGUGCAAUGAGAGCCUGGCAGCACAUGAAUGGAAGUUACGCCAUGCGCAAGCUCUGGAUGCUCUCACCGAACUCCGAUCACACCUUCGCCUUCGGUCUCAUAUAUACAUGUACAAGGAUAGAAACGUACGUGGCCAAGCAGCUUCUACAUGCACGCAGGCCAUCAUCAAUGGUGUGGAACUGAGGAAGCAGGUUAGUGUUGAAAAGUACCGCUGCGCAUGCAAUGCGCUCCUGACUCUCAGCCAUCGACUUCACCAGUCUGGCUGGGAAAUUUCCCUUCCACCACUCCUGGAUUUGGAUAGCCAGGGUACUGGGACCAUCUCAUGGAUUUGGCUGGACUCGCAGGCAGACAAUAGCAGCUCGGAGAACGAGCAAGUUCAGGACUGUGAGUUUACGAGGCUUAAUCGCUGGUCAGAAGAAGUUGAGCUCCUACUAGAGGAGAUGCGAAGGGUUGUAGUGUUCUUGAAGUGGCAGGCAGAGUGGUGGAGUGGACGGGCUAAUACUCGAGCCCUCGAGCCGGCUGAUGAGGAAGGAGCAGUUGCAUACGCAUAUCGUCAGGCAGCACUGCGUCUCUCGCUUGUGGCUAGGGAACUGCACGGGUAA